This is a messenger RNA of Tarenaya hassleriana, 1432 nucleotides long. Its product is annotated as CMP-sialic acid transporter 1. The record is from RefSeq and is a predicted model, not a curated record. Bases 122 to 1129 code for a protein of 335 amino acids. Gene Ontology annotation, molecular function: pyrimidine nucleotide-sugar transmembrane transporter activity. The transcript is spliced from 8 exons. NCBI's taxonomy places the organism in Eukaryota, Viridiplantae, Streptophyta, Magnoliopsida, Brassicales, Cleomaceae. Gene Ontology annotation, biological process: pyrimidine nucleotide-sugar transmembrane transport. Gene Ontology annotation, cellular component: Golgi membrane.
AGUUUGCUCGGCGAGAAAAUGAAACCAGUGAAAAAAUUGUGAGGAGAAAGAAGGACGCAUUGAGAAGAGCUACGAUGAGAGCUUGUGUGAAGUGAAGGUGGAAAUCGAAUACACGGAAACGAUGAAGUGGUACUUUGUUGCGGCACUUCUCACCAUUCUCACCAGCUCUCAGGGAAUUUUAACCACCCUUUCUCAAAGCAAUGGAGCUUAUAAGUAUGAUUAUGCAACCGUUCCGUUUCUUGCUGAAGUUUUUAAGCUGCUCGUUUCAAGUGUACUGCUCUGGAGAGAGAUCCGGACAUCUCCCUCUACGAGGAUAACUGCAGAAUGGAAAAGUGUGCGCUUAUUUGUUAUUCCCUCCGUCAUAUAUCUCGUCCACAACAAUGUCCAGUUUGCUACUCUAACCUAUGUGGAUACGUCCACUUAUCAGAUAAUGGGCAAUCUGAAGAUUGUGACCACCGGCAUACUAUUUAGGUUAUUCUUGAAGAGGAAAUUGUCUACUCUGCAGUGGAUGGCAAUUGUUCUUUUAGCUGUUGGGACAACUACAAGUCAGGUUAAGGGUUGUGGAGAAGCUUCAUGUGAUUCCCUAUUCACAGCACCAAUACAAGGGUAUUUGUUGGGCUUCCUCUCAGCUGGAUUGUCAGCACUAGCCGGUAUAUAUACAGAGUUUUUGAUGAAGAGAAAUAAUGACAGCUUGUAUUGGCAAAAUGUGCAGUUAUAUACCUUUGGAUCAAUCUUCAAUGUCGCUCGCCUUCUUGGGGAUGAUUUCAGACUCGGGUUUGAAAAGGGUCCUUGGUGGCAACGUCUCUUUAAUGGAUAUAGCAUCACUACUUGGCUGGUGGUUCUAAAUCUCGGUUCCACUGGUUUACUCGUAUCUUGGUUGAUGAAGUAUGCAGACAAUAUCGUAAAGGUUUAUUCCACAUCAAUGGCAAUGCUAUUGACAAUGAUCGCAUCUAUAUAUCUUUUCGAAUUCAAACCCACGCUACAGCUUUUCCUGGGUAUUAUCAUAUGCAUGAUGUCACUCCAUAUGUACUUUGCUCCUCCCCACAUGCUCUUGGACCUGCCCGCGACAGCGGAACCUCGUCCAGAAACCCUAAAACAAGUUGUCGUUGAACAAAAGACGGAUUCUUGAUCGGUUUUCGACAUAUCAAAGCUCAGUUCUGCUACACACUCGUGGCUCUCACCAAGCAUUUUGUCCAUAGGAGAAGAAUCGGAAUGAAAGAAACCCACCAUUUCUCUUUCAGAGAAAAAUAGAAAUGAUCUGAUAAUUUUUGUGUAAGGAUACAUUCUUUGUAGAUGUACAUCGAGUGAUAGCAGUCAAAAUUGUUCCUAAGCUUUUUUCUUUAGCUGAUUGAUUGUGAAGCAUUCGAUACAAAAUUUGGUUAUGGAUUGAACUAACCGGUUUGGUUAAGCAAUGGGAUUUUUGGUUUGAUUU